AUGGACAACCAAGCGAACCGAGAGCAUCGGCCCGCUAAGGAGAAGAAGAAAUAUGAAGGAAAAAAUCCCAAGGCUUUUGCCUACGCCAACCCGGGAAAACUCAACAAGCAGGCUGCGCGAUCCUCGGAGGUCAAGGAGAAGAGACUCCAUGUCCCUCAAGUGGAUCGCAUGCCCGAGGAGGCUCCUCCGACGGUCAUUGCGGUCGUUGGCCCCCCCGGUGUCGGCAAGACUACUCUUAUCAAGUCCUUGAUUCGUCGCUACACCAAGCAGACCCUCAGCUCGCCCCAGGGUCCAUUGACUGUCGUUACCUCCAAGAAGAAGCGUCUGACUUUUCUCGAAUGUCCUUCCGACUCUCUCGCCGCUAUGAUCGAUGUCUCCAAGAUUGCAGAUAUCGUCCUGUUGAUGAUCGAUGGUAACUACGGUUUCGAGAUGGAGACAAUGGAGUUCUUGAAUGCUUUGUCUACAAGUGGUAUGCCGGGUAACGUCUUCGGUAUCUUGACUCACUUGGAUUUGUUCAAGAAGCAAAGCACAUUGAAGAUGACCAAGAAGCGCCUGAAGCAACGUUUCUGGAGCGAGCUUUACCAGGGUGCUAAGCUUUUCUACCUUUCCGGUGUGAUUAACGGCCGCUACCCUGAUCGUGAAGUGCACAAUCUCUCCCGAUUCUUGUCCGUCAUGAAGAACCCGCGUCCUCUGAUUUGGCGCAACUCUCACCCCUACGCGUUGGCAGAUCGCUUCUUGGAUAUUACACCCCCGACUAAAAUUGAAGAGAACCCCAAGUGCGACCGUACUGUUGCACUAUAUGGUUAUCUUCGAGGCACGAAUUUCCCGGCCCAUAGUGCCCGAGUGCACGUUCCUGGUGUCGGUGAUUUGACUGUCUCUGGUAUUGAAAGUUUGCCUGAUCCAUGCCCAACUCCCUUCAUGGACCAGCAAAUUGCCAAGGCCAGCGGAAAGUCUUCUUCACGACGUAAACUGGGCGAGAAGCAGAAACUGCUCUUUGCUCCCAUGUCUGAUGUCGGUGGAGUGUUGGUCGACAAAGAUGCUGUUUAUAUUGAGGUCAAGACAAACACUUUCAACCGGGGCUCAGAUGAUGAGGAGUCUGAUGAUGAGGAUCGGGGCCUCGGCGAGCAGCUCGUCGUAGGUCUACAGGGUGAGCGCCGCUUGCUCGGUGAGGCUGACCAGGGUGUUCGUCUGUUCCGUGGUGGUGAAGCGAUCUCCAAGGACGUCGAAGACGAAGGCACUGGUCGCAAACAACGCAGACACGCCCGCAUAGCUGAUUCUGAGCGUGUGCAAGCCGCAUCAGACGACGAGGACAUCGAGGACGGCGAUGCUUCUGAUGAUGAAGAUGGAGGUGACUUUGACGAGAACGAGGAUGAUGAAGAUGAAGUCGACGUAUCGGCGCCAGCAGACUUCGGAGAUAGUUUCAAGAAAAGACAGACUGAAGACGCUAGCGGUGAGGAUGGUGACCUUGCUUUCGCGGACAGCGACUCCGACAUCGGCUCUGUAUCUGGCGAUGACCAAGAAUUGGAUAGCGACGAAGAUGAAGACGACGAGGAUGAAGAAGGAAACGUUCGUUGGAAGGAGAACAUGCUGGAAAACGCCAAGGUCCUUCAUGGUAAGCGGCCAGCUUUCCGUGUCAGUGAUCUGUCUCGUAUGAUGUAUGACGACUCAAUCGCCCCUGCCGACGUUGUGAAAAUAUGGCGUGGUGAAGAUAAUGGCGACGAAUCGGAUGAAUCAGACAUCGAGGCUGAUGAAGAGGCGGACGAUUUCUUCAAGAAAACAAACAACGAGAAGGAUGAUGAGGCCGACAUCCGUGCUGUUCCCGAAUAUGACUACGAUGAGCUCGAGCGCAAGUGGCGUGAUGAGGAAUUGAUUGAGUCACUCAAGCAACGUUUCGUUACCGGCAAACUUGGCGGCGGUGGCUCGGACGACGAAGUUGAUGAGGACGAUUUCGAUGACGAUGAUGAUGACGAGGGUGAUGGAGCCUUCGAAGAUUUGGAGUCAGGUGAAGUCUUUGACGGGUUUAACGACGGCGACGAGGAUGAGGAUAACGAGGGUGAAGAUGAAGAUGCGGAGCCCGAGGGUCCCGUAGACUUGGAAGCCGAGCGUGAGCGCAACGCGAAGAAGAAGGAAGACCUCAAACUCCGUUUCGAGGAAGAGGAUCGUGAGGGCUUUGGAAAUGCCAAGGAUGGCGCUCGCGAUGGUGGCGAUGGAGAAUUCGGCGAGGAUGACUGGUACGAGAUGCAGAAAGCAAAGAUGCAGAAGCAGAACGACAUCAACCAAGCAGAGUUCGGCAACCUUGAUCCAGCCUCUCGCGCUCGCGCUGAGGGUUACAAGGCCGGUACCUACGCCCGAAUCGUUCUGGAGAAUGUACCAUGCGAGUUUGUUGAAAAGUUCAACCCUCGUUUCCCUGUGAUUGUCGGAGGACUGGCUCCUACUGAGGAUCGCUUCGGAUAUGUUCAGAUUCGUAUCAAGCGUCACCGUUGGCACAAGAAGAUCCUGAAGAGCAACGACCCCUUGAUCUUCUCCCUUGGUUGGCGUCGCUUCCAGUCCAUGCCCAUCUACAGUACCUCGGACAGUCGGACGCGAAACCGUCUCCUCAAGUACACUCCUGAACACAUGCAUUGUUCCGGUGUCUUCUACGGACCCCUUGUGGCCCCUAACACCGGUUUCUGCUGUGUCCAAUCCUUCUCCAACAAGAACCCCGGAUUCCGCAUUGCCGCGACCGGUGUGGUGCUUGCCGUGGAUGAGCACACUGAGAUUGUUAAGAAGUUGAAACUCACUGGUGUUCCAUACAAGAUUUUCAAGAACACCGCUUUCAUUAAGGACAUGUUCAACACCGGUCUUGAGAUUGCCAAGUUCGAAGGUGCUUCGAUCCGCACUGUCUCCGGUAUCCGUGGUCAGAUCAAGCGAGCCCUCAGCAAGCCCGACGGUUACUUCCGUGCCACUUUCGAGGACAAGAUCUUGAUGAGUGAUAUUGUCUUCCUGCGUGCCUGGUACCCGAUCAAGCCGCACCGCUUCUACAACCCUGUUACUAACCUGCUCGACCAAACCGAAGGUGGCUCUGGUGGCUGGCAGGGUAUGCGGUUGACCGGUGAAGUCCGCCGUGACCAGGGUAUCCCCACUCCCAUGAACAGUGACUCGGCCUACCGCAAGAUCGAGCGACAAGAUCGUCACUUCAACCCACUCCGUGUGCCACGUCAGCUGGCCAAGGAUCUUCCCUACAAAUCUCAGAUCACCAAGAUGAAGGCCCGCAAGGACCAGACUUAUAUGCAAAAGCGUGCUGUUGUCCUUGGUGGAGAAGAGAAGAAGGCUCGCGAUCUCAUGCAGAAGUUGACUACUAUGCGUAACGAGAAGCAGGCGAAGCGUUCGGCCAAGCAAGAAGAACGUCGCAAGGUCUACCGUGCCAAGGUGGCCGAUAGCUUGGAGAAGAAGGAGGCGCGUGAAAAGAGAGAGCGCAAUGACUACUGGCGCAAGGAGGGCAAGAAGCGCAAGAACGAUGAAGAUGGCGGCGGUGGUGGCAAGAAGCGCAGAUGA
Molecule: messenger RNA, 3534 nt
Organism: Penicillium verhagenii
Lineage: Eukaryota; Fungi; Ascomycota; Eurotiomycetes; Eurotiales; Aspergillaceae
Product: GTPase BMS1
Exons: 4
Coding region: 1-3534 (1177 amino acids)
Biological process (GO): endonucleolytic cleavage of tricistronic rRNA transcript (SSU-rRNA, 5.8S rRNA, LSU-rRNA); maturation of SSU-rRNA from tricistronic rRNA transcript (SSU-rRNA, 5.8S rRNA, LSU-rRNA); ribosome biogenesis
Cellular component (GO): nucleus; 90S preribosome
Molecular function (GO): GTP binding; GTPase activity; U3 snoRNA binding
Source: RefSeq, a predicted model, not a curated record